AUGACGAGCUUAGAAGAAAAAUUUACGGGUGAUGUUGCUGGCCUAAAGAAGAACAUAGGACAGGUGACAGAAGUGGUAAACGUCGACAUCACUCCCAGUCGGAUGCACGACCACCUAUUCACCACAGAAAUCAUGGCGCUGCCUCUUCUAGACAAAUAUCGGUCGCCACCGAUCCCACCAUAUGAUGGCAGAGGGGAUCCAGACGAUCACCUAGAAAUGUAUACAGGGCACAUGCUUCUACAUGGCUGGAAUAAACUAAAAGAAGCCUUCUCCCUCCAGUUUAUCGGAGUGAAGAAGUAUGUCCCUCCAAAGCGGAACUUAACGACGAUUUACCAAAAACUGAACGAGUCAUUAAAAGAAUGGCUUGUAAGGUACAGAGAAGCUGUCGCCGCCACAACAGAUAUAGCUGACCAGGAGGCCCUGAUAGGGGCAAUGUCCAGCAUGAAGAAAAUCACUCCUUUCAAAAGGGACCUAAACCGGAAGCCACCGUCGACUUACAAAGAAUUCCUAGCACAAGCACAAGGAUACAUCAACGCCGAGGAAGCUGACGCAAACGACCCUGAACACAGGGGUCAAAGAGGUGUUCAACCAAGUCAGACGAGGGAAUCUGUUACGCCGACCCGAACCUACGGCGACGUCAGCCAUAACACCAAUGAUUGCGCCGACCUUAAGGAUGAAAUCGAGCGGGUGAUCCUCGAAGGAAGGCUGCAAGAGUUUAAGGUAGAGCGGAGGCCAAGGAAUGACGGCCACGGCGGCCAGAAUGACGGUCGACGCCGAGAAGAGAAUCGACGUCCAGAGAACCGAGAACCCGUCGGUGUCAUAAGAACAGUCUUCAGCAGUCCGUAUAUCGGAGGAGACUCGAGGAGGUCCCAAAAGGAUUAUACCCAUGAGGCCAGAGGGGUAUACCCGGAGAGGUUUUGGAAUCUCUCAACAGUAAAAAUAGCAAGGUACAACAGUGCUGAUGUGGCAUUCAACGAAGAGGACACAAAUGGGGUCCAUUUCCCCCAUAAUGAUGCCUUGGUAGUAGAAGCGAUAAUCGGGAACCACACCGUAUGCAUAAUCCUGGUGGAUAACGGGAGCUCGGUGGACCUCUUAUACUCUGAUUGCCUAGAAAAAAUGGGGAUCCCCAUGGAGCAAUUAGAAAAGACAUCCCGACCGUUAUACAGGUUCGCUGGGGAUUCUGGCAUCCCCAAGGGAACUAUCUGA
This is a messenger RNA of Morus notabilis, 1206 nucleotides long. RefSeq lists its product as uncharacterized. The transcript is spliced from 3 exons. The record is from RefSeq and is a predicted model, not a curated record. NCBI's taxonomy places the organism in Eukaryota, Viridiplantae, Streptophyta, Magnoliopsida, Rosales, Moraceae. The coding region runs from base 1 to 1206 and encodes 401 amino acids.